Messenger RNA from Tribolium castaneum (red flour beetle), 2203 nucleotides. RefSeq lists its product as uncharacterized. The coding region runs from base 227 to 2125 and encodes 632 amino acids. Gene Ontology annotation, molecular function: ATP binding; RNA binding; RNA helicase activity. NCBI's taxonomy places the organism in Eukaryota, Metazoa, Arthropoda, Insecta, Coleoptera, Tenebrionidae. The record is from RefSeq and is a predicted model, not a curated record. The transcript is spliced from 5 exons.
GUUGCGUAGGUGGCGCCACCCCGCGGCAUUUUCCGCUCUCUUUGACGUUUUUCGUCAUUCGAACGUGUUUUUUUAAUUUUCCGGUUUCCAACAAGUGAAAACUUUGUAACCGAUUUCCACCCUAUUUGGGGUGCACUACCAACCCCAGCGAACCGCGCACCACAUUCCAUUUCCCGAACCUGCCCAAGCUUGCCGAUUUUUUCUGUUUCGGAAAAAAACAAUUAAAAUGUGGGACGAUUGGAACAAUGAUAGCCCCGUCCAGACGCAGGUUUUCACGAACAGUAGCGACUACUCUAACUGGCGCGACAAUUCGCAGCCGCGGCGUCCCCGAGACGAUAGACGGAACAACGGUUACAGAGGAGGCAAUCGCGGCGGCCCCCGACGUGGGGGCAACGAUGACGCGACUAUGAUUAAAGUGCCGUCAAAAUUUGUUGGGAAGAUUAUUGGAAGGGGCGGUUCGAAAGUCAAUGAUCUGCAAUUCGAAUCUGGGGCCAAAAUUAAUAUUACAAAAGAGACUGAAGGGGAUGAGACUUUUAUUAGGCUUUCGGGGACCAACGAUGCUGUCUCAAAGGCUGAAAGUUUGAUACGGGAGUUGACGAUUGAGAGAGACAGUUAUGUGAGGGAGGUGAAGGAGGAAGAGCCUCCGCCCCAGCUGGACGAACCCCAAGAAGAACCCAAAAUUGUUGACUGGAGGGCCGUUUUUGCCAAGUGUGACGAGUUGGAAGCUGAGAAGUGGGCCGCCUUACCCCCCAUCAAGAAGGAAUUCUAUUUCGAGCAUCCUGAAGUCACUGCCAUGACUGAAGACGAAGUUGAAGCCUUCCGUCUCGAAAGUAACAACAUCGUGGUGGAGCGAACUUUCAAAACUGAAAAUAGCAAACCAGUCCCGAAACCAGUUGUAACUUUUGAGCAUGCGUUUCACAAAUAUCCUGAAAUCCUGGAAGAAAUGAAAAAGGCAGGAUUUACCAGACCUUCGCCUAUCCAGAGCCAAGCUUGGCCGGUUUUACUGAGCGGAGAAGACUUGAUCGGGAUCGCUCAAACUGGAACCGGAAAAACCUUAGCUUUUCUGUUACCUGCAUUGAUUCACAUCGACGGUCAAAACAUCAAGAAGUCGGAGCGUGGGGGCCCUGCAGUCUUGGUCAUGGCUCCAACCCGAGAACUCGCCCUUCAGAUCGACAAAGAGGUCAAGAAAUACGAAUAUAAGGGGAUCACAGCGGUUUGCAUUUACGGGGGCGGUAACCGUCGCGAGCAAAUCAAAGUGCUUACUGACGGAGUCGACAUAGUGAUCGCUACGCCCGGCAGACUCAACGAUUUGGCCGAAGCCGGCCAUUUGGAGGUCAAAUAUGUCACAUACGUGGUCCUCGACGAGGCCGACCGUAUGUUAGACAUGGGUUUUGAGCCCCAAAUACGUAAGGUGAUGUAUAGUAUUAGACCCACGAGACAGACUGUGAUGACAAGUGCGACAUGGCCGCCAGGGGUUCGAAGACUGGCCCAGUCGUACAUGGUUGACCCCAUACAGAUUUAUGUGGGGACUUUGGAUCUGGCUGCCACUCAUACUGUAACCCAGAUCAUAGAAAUUAUCCCUGAUGACGACCAGGAGAAGUUUAGAACGUUUAUGAAUUUCGCCACAAAUCUGGACCCGUCUGAAAAAGUGAUUGCUUUCUGUGGGAAGAAGGCACGCGCUGAUGAGUUAUCGACGGAGUUGACUUUGGCAGGGCUCCAGUGUCAGACAAUCCACGGUGAUCGCGAUCAAAGCGAUCGAGAGCAAGCUCUACUUGAUAUUGCCGAUGGCACAGUUCAAAUACUCAUUGCGACAGAUGUCGCCUCACGAGGUUUAGACAUUGAUGAUAUCACUCAUGUCAUCAAUUACGAUUUUCCAAGGAACAUAGAAGAGUAUGUGCAUAGGGUUGGCAGGACUGGCCGUGCCGGAAAAUCCGGGAAGUCGAUUAGUUACUUCACGCGGGGCGAUUGGGCCCAAGCCAAGGAACUAAUUGCCAUUUUGGAAGAGGCACAGCAGUACGUCCCAGAGGAACUGUACAAAAUGGCAGAUCGCUACGCUUCCUGGAAGGAAAAGAAGGACGCUUCAAGGCCCCCCGGUCGCGGCCGUGGUGGGGGCAGGCGUUGGUAACUCGAUUAAGGAUCUUUUUUUUUCUCAUAGAAUUACUUGUAUUUUUGACAUUGACGUAUUAAAGUUUUGAUGAUGUCA